Penicillium diatomitis is the source of this 1674-nucleotide messenger RNA. It is a transcript of the gene aspE, whose product is annotated as septin. Gene Ontology annotation, molecular function: GTPase activity; molecular adaptor activity; GTP binding. The record is from RefSeq and is a predicted model, not a curated record. NCBI's taxonomy places the organism in Eukaryota, Fungi, Ascomycota, Eurotiomycetes, Eurotiales, Aspergillaceae. Gene Ontology annotation, biological process: cytoskeleton-dependent cytokinesis. Gene Ontology annotation, cellular component: septin ring; microtubule cytoskeleton; cytosol. Bases 1 to 1674 code for a protein of 557 amino acids. The transcript has 2 exons.
AUGGCUACGCCCACUUCCACCCACGCGCCGUCUGACGCAUUGCUCGCCGAUAACAAUCACCCUGCCCGUCGUAGCUCCCUUGGAUUCCUCCGCCGUUCGAAAUCGACGGAGCCUCUGGGGGAACGCAAAUCCUCAGGCAGCCGCAAGAAAAUGAACAAGACGCAGGCCAUGGAAGAUGAACUUCGCCGUCAACGUGACGCUUACGCUCCAAAGAACGCCCCUCGUUUGCCUGACCUAGCCUCCACACCCCAAUUGGAAACCUUUGGAGGCGAGGAACGUGAUACUUUCGCAGCUCCUCCCACGAUGCCUCGUCCCCAGUCCGGUACUGCCACCCCAAGCAUGUCAACAAACUCUCUUUCUCAGGCCGUGGACCCAUAUGCUCGUACAGAGAGUAUGACCCAUCGUGGCCGAUACAGCUACGCGAGCAGUGCCAUGAGCAACAUCAACAGUCCCCGUCGGAUUCGUCGUCGCAAAGACCCCACUCCUUACAAUGUGCUGGUCGUUGGAGCGCGCAACUCUGGCAAGACGUCAUUCCUCAACUUCCUCCGUACGGCCUUGACGAUGCCCCCGCACAAACAUCCCUCGCGGAGCCCAGAAGAGUUGGAAGAGCUGGAGCGACAAACCUCAGCCUACGAAGGGUUUACCUCGCAAUAUCUAGAGACAGAAAUCGAUGGUGAGCGCGUCGGCCUGACCCUGUGGGACUCUGUGGGCCUGGAACGCAACAUUGCAGAUCUCCAGAUGCGAGCUGUGACGGGCUUCCUGGAGAGUAAAUUCGAAGAGACCCUGGCCGAAGAGAUGAAGGUGGUGCGCUCCCCCAAUGCUCGGGACACUCAUAUUCAUUGCACGUUCUUGUUGCUGGACCCGGUUCGUUUAGAUGAGAAUAUUGCUGCGUCCGAGCGCAUUGCCCAGGGCACUGCCAAAGUCACCGAUGCGCCCGUUGUCGGCGUAUUGGACCAGAACCUGGACUUGCAGGUCCUGCGAACCAUGAUGGGCAAGACCACGAUUGUGCCUGUGAUCAGCAAGGCGGACACCAUCACCACCGCACACAUGGCAUUCCUGCGCAAGGCAGUCUGGAGUAGCUUGAAGAAGGCUAAUAUCGACCCUCUGGAGAUUCUGACGCUGGAGGAUCAAGAUGAAUAUUCUUCGUCGGAAAGUGCGGAUGAGGAAGAAGCGUCUGUGCACCAAGAGACGCCCGGGACCCCUGACAGAUCUGCCGCUGCAGCAGUGAUGUCUGACCACAAUGGGACCGAGGCGGUAGUUGAGACAUCGGGUGAAGCGAAUGGAGAUGGACAGUCCCAGCCGCGCGUUCCACAGUCGCCCUCUCAACGCAGCCAAAGCUCUCUGGGUGCAUCCUCUUUCAACCCACACGUGCCCUUCUCCAUCCUCUCCCCCGAUCCGCACUCCCUGGCAUCUGGGGAGCAGCCCGUGGGCCGACGAUUCCCCUGGGGCUUCGCUGAUCCGUAUGACCCCGCGCACUGUGACUUUGUGCGACUCAAGGAUUCGGUCUUUAGUGACUGGCGCGCCGAGAUGCGCGAAGCCAGCCGCGUGGUCUGGUACGAGCGCUGGCGAACCAACCGUCUCAAUCGCAAUGGACAACCCACUUCGUCGCUGCCUGCGAAGAAGUCGUAUGGAGGUCGCAUGGGACCCGGUGCGGAUGGCCGCCGCACGCGGUAA